CGCCCAUCAGCCCCGAGCCUUAGCGGCCACCCUUCACGGUUACACCCUCUUCUAAGCCAUAGUUACCGUGGGGUGCAGAUACUCUCCUCUCCACCAUCAUCACUAGCCGCUUCCAUAGUGGCCAAUUUCCCGGAACCCCUAUCGAAUCCAGGUUUGCUGCAAGUACGCGCUUCGCGAGUACACUAACAUGUCGCGGUCGAAAAUGCGUGAAGGAGACGAGUCGCGUAGGUCGCGGCCGCAUCAUGUCCUGCCAGAGCUAAGCUCCGACUCCGACUUUCUGGCUGAUAUGCGACACGAAGAAUCGAAGCUGGUAAAAAAAAGGAGGACGCGCAGAAAGACCGGCCAGCUGGGAGAAGACGAGAGCUACAGCAUACGAAAGGGAAGCGCGUCGAAGGCGACUGUCAGCAAGAUGGUCAUAGCUAGCGCUGGACAUAGCCGUCGUCUCUCUUCUGCACUAAGCCACAAUCCACUUUUCAAAUAUUUCGGGAAUUUGGGGAUAGAUGUUGCCUCUGAUUCAGAAGAGUCGCAGAAGGAACUAGAAGACGAUACACAGAUUCUUCGUUUCUCCAAUAAAGAUGACGAAGUCGAACAGGACAGGGAAGGCAGCUCGGAGCCAGAAAUACUACCGCGAACCCUCGCAAUCGUACUUGAGGAUAUGAAGGUUCGCUCACAGUCAAGCAUCAUCUCUGCGGCUCUAAGUACAGAAGACCGUCCACAGAUGAGGUCUGAACCUGAGCUUUCGCCACCGAAGCAGCUCAAGCGGAAGUGGGCUCCCAGGAAAGCCAGACAGCUUUCUCCGUUCAAACGACCCCGUUUUGAGACAUCGUCAUCUGCUCUGCCCGCUGCCGAGCCACAUCUGAACCAUCCGGCAGAAGCAAACGACUCCACAACUGAGCCCGAGCCUGACGCUGAGCCCAUGGCCACACCUUUGCCAGAGUCCACGAACCUGACAGCUGUUGAUGGAGAGGACGAGUCAGUCACGGAGCCUGAACCAGAACCAGAGUCGCGGCUGACGCAACAGGCUAAUGCUGAAGACGACUCGGAGACUGCUCCAGAGUCAGAGGUCGAGCCAAAUGGGGUCCAAGCUCAGAAGGUAGACGACGAUGGAUCUGUCACCCGGCCAGAAUCGGACGCCGAAGGUCAGCUUUCCGAUGAAUCAUCCGACGAUGAUAGUAAGGACGAAGAUAAUGACUGGGGACCUCGUCACCGUCCCGCCUUUCCACUCAACCCUGGUCAACUACCUCUUGGUCCUUUCGCACUGUCUGAGUCGCAUGUCCACGUACCGUCCGCCAGUGCGGAUGGGAAGCCCCCAGAUCUGAACGAUCACUCGAAUCGCAAGCCGCGCGUUAUCCGAAUCCCCGCGAGCGCAAAUACGCACCUGCGAGAUUAUCAGCGCAAGGGAGUAGAAGUGAUGUGCGGGUGGUACUUUGCUGGGAGAGGGGGCUGUCUUGGUGAUGAUAUGGGUUUAGGCAAGACCGUCCAAAUCUCCAGUUUCCUCAGCGCUAUAAUGGAGAAGACUGGUACGCCACGGGACCUCAAUCGCCGAUACAAGUACAUCUCGAAACUGCAGGACGAAGUUAUACGCAAGCGGCCGAAGGGCCAAGUAGUACGCGACUGGGAAAAAGAACUUCCUCGUGCGGAUGCGCGCUGGCCUACGGCACUAAUCAUCGUUCCAAGUAGCCUCAUAGGCAACUGGGAGCGCGAGCUUGAGACUUGGGGCUACUUCGAGGUUGGAACUUACACUUCGAACAUCAAAGCCGAGACACGGGAGAACGUGCUGAGGGAUUUCAGGCUGGGACGUUUAGAUAUGCUCUUAACGACACAUGAGCUCGCUCGAGAUCAAGUUGACCGAUUCGAAUCACUUGCUAUUUCCAUCAUUUUUGUGGACGAGGCACAUAAAGUCAAAGAUCCAACGCGCAAGAUUACCAAAGCAUUCAAUCGCUUCCAAUGCAAACGGCGGGUUGCGGUUACGGGCACUGCUAUACAAAACAACUACGACGAGCUUUGGGCGCUGCUUGACUGGACGAACCCUGGUGCUCUCGGGUCGAUCAAGCAAUGGCAACGAUACGUAUCUAAACCGCUGACGCGUGGUCAGUCCAAAUCUGCGACAGCAGACGAAAAGCUACGAGGCAUUAUGGUCUCAAAAAUAUUGAAGGAGGAAUUUCUUCCGCGGUUCUUCAUUCGCCGGACAAAGGAACUUCUCAAGGAUCAGCUUCCGAAGAAGACGGAUGAGGUUGUAUUUUGUCCGCUCACUCCCAAGCAGACUGAAGUAUAUCGUCGCAUUAUCGAGAGCGAGCCGGUGCAGAAUCUGGUUCGUAAGGACGAGUGCUGCGAUUGUGGUAGUCGCAAGAAGAGGGCACAAUGUUGUCAUAAAUUCGACAAAGCGGAUCUCUUCCGGUAUAUGAGUGCACUCAUCAAGAUCUCGAACCACCUUGCACUCAUCCUACCUUCACCGACGGAUACCCCUGAUCAGGUCGUGCGGAACAAGGCUCUAGCGAAAGUGGCUUUUGGUGAUGGGUAUAUUCCCAGCUACGGCCCUGCCAUGCUCGUUCCACAGUACUGUGGCAAGUGGCUGGUCCUCGAGACACUCCUUCAGGAAUGGCAAAAGGAUGCAUCAAACAAGGUGCUCAUCUUUACCAAGUCUGUCAAGCUGCUGGAAAUGCUCGAGUUUCAUCUCAAGUCGCAAAGCGUGGGAUUUGUAAAGCUCGAUGGUUCCAUAAAGCAGCCAGAUCGAAUGCCUCUCAUCGACAGGUUUCACGAAGAUUCAGACGUGUUUGUCUUCCUGAUAUCUACCCUCGCCGGUGGCACUGGUCUGAAUCUGACUGGUGCCAACAAGGUUGUCAUCUUCGACCCUAACUGGAACCCUGCUCAUGACCUCCAGGCGAUGGACCGCGCCUACCGCAUUGGACAGAAGCGUGAUGUGUCCAUAUAUCGUUUUCUCGGUGCAGGCUCUCUCGAAGAACUCAUAUAUGCACGCCAAAUUUACAAACAGCAGCAAAUGGCUGUGGGCUAUGACGCGAGCCUGCAGACACGGUAUUUCGAGGGCGUGCAAGGCGACAAGAGCCGGCAAGGCGAGCUUUUUGGGAUCAGGAAUAUUUUUGGGCUUGCCGAGGGUGAAGUACGAACCAAAAUGACGAUUGAGAAAGCGACGCUCACGGACCUCGACUGGGCAUUGGCAAAUAUGGACGCAAAGGUCAAACAGCCGGCUACCAAGGUCAAGGAUAAAUGGGUGUACGAAGCCGAGGUGAAGGGAAAGAAAGAAGAUGUUGACCUUCGCGGCCUUGGCGCCUUUCUUUUUGACGAUGACGCGCCGGCAGUUGACGACCAAGAAGACGAAAUAUCGAAGACACUGAAGGACGUCGGCGUCACCUACACCCACCGGAACGAGGCCCUCAUCGUCGACAAUGCCAUAGAAGGAGAGCGAAUUAAGGUUCUCAUGGAGAGCAGGAAGAAAGCUCGUAAGCAAUCUAAAGCGGUCGGCGGCGGCAAUAAGCACAGCAAGGGCAAAGAGCCUGUCAAAAAAGAUGACGACUGGCCACCUAAACGCGGUGGUCGUAAGUUAUCUUCAGCCCCACAGAUGAGUCGACUGCUUCAACGGCGCGCCGCACUUGUUGGGCUUGGUAUGAUUUCUGAAAAUGAAGGGGUAUACAAAUUCGCGGAAGAAUUCCGCAAGAUGAGCAAAGAGCAACAAGAAGAGCUGCUUCACCAACUGGAUGAGCGUGCAAAACGCAGCUCAAAUGCAUCAACCCUUUGCUCAGGUUCUUGAUCAGCCCAAUGCAUGCUCAUCAAUUCAGCUAUGGUUCCUGCUCGCUCUCCAUUCUUAUCAUCAGCUCUACACCGGCCACUUCCACAUUUAUCUGACGGAGUUAUGCCUGUUCUUAAUUGUGCUGUACUUCGUUUCGUUCGUCAAUACCGACAACAAUAUCAUAUGUCGGUAGAAAAACCUGCGACACGCAGUGUACGCGAGGACCUAAUCAAAGUCCUCCGCGCACAGCCUGACGUAGUUCAUGAAGCCAUAUGCUC
Molecule: messenger RNA, 4023 nt
Organism: Phanerochaete carnosa HHB-10118-sp
Lineage: Eukaryota; Fungi; Basidiomycota; Agaricomycetes; Polyporales; Phanerochaetaceae
Exons: 24
Coding region: 188-3766 (1192 amino acids)
Molecular function (GO): ATP-dependent chromatin remodeler activity; ATP binding
Source: RefSeq, a predicted model, not a curated record